Gossypium arboreum is the source of this 2068-nucleotide messenger RNA. RefSeq names its product 9-cis-epoxycarotenoid dioxygenase NCED6, chloroplastic. The record is from RefSeq and is a predicted model, not a curated record. Gene Ontology annotation, biological process: carotene catabolic process. Bases 34 to 1860 code for a protein of 608 amino acids. NCBI's taxonomy places the organism in Eukaryota, Viridiplantae, Streptophyta, Magnoliopsida, Malvales, Malvaceae. Gene Ontology annotation, cellular component: chloroplast stroma. Gene Ontology annotation, molecular function: carotenoid dioxygenase activity. The transcript has a single exon.
CCUAAACUAACCUCACUAAUCUAUUUCUUUUCCAUGAUCUUCUCUUCCACCAUGCAACCCUCACUUCACUUCUUUACCCCCAAACAUCAAUCUCUCCUUCAAACCCAAUCCCAAUUAUUUACAUGCAAGUUUAUCGUCAAUCCCGCCAAGAAAACCGUUCCUCGAAAUCCGUUACCAUUGCUAUCACCGCCGGCGCAGUCACGAUCAUCUCCGCAUCCCGAGGUUGUUGAACCUAUGGUCCAACGAGAACGUAGUAAUGUCUUGGUUCCACAACACCCGAACUAUCCGGUUCAUUUAAACCGGUUUCAAAAGCUAGCGGCGGUGGCUUUGGACAAAAUUGAGACCUCCGUGAUCAUGCGACUUGAAAAAAAUCAUGUGUUGCCUAAAAUGGUUGACCCGGCGGUUCAAAUUUCAGGGAACUUUGCACCGGUUGAAGAGUGUCCGGUCCAUCACGGGUUGGAAGUGGUCGGUCCGAUUCCAGCUUGCUUACGCGGCGUAUACGUCCGAAACGGUGCAAACCCUAUGUUUGCACCCUCAGGUGGGCACCAUUUGUUUGACGGUGAUGGGAUGAUCCAUGCCGUUAGCUUGGGGCUUGGAAAUAAAGCUAGUUAUAGUUGCAGGUAUACUCGAACCAGCCGAUUGGUUCAAGAAGCCCGGUUCGGUCGGUGCAUGUUCCCCAAACCAAUUGGUGAGCUGCAUGGACACUUGGGUUUAGCUAGACUCGGUCUGUACAUGGCUCGAGCCUGUUUAGGCUUAGUUGACGGUUCACACGGCACGGGUGUAGCAAAUGCAGGGCUUGUUUAUUUCAAUGGUAGACUGUUAGCCAUGUCCGAAGAUGAUCUUCCUUAUCACGUUAAAAUCACCGGCGACGCCGAUCUUGAGACGAUUGGACGGUUCAACUUCAAUGAUCAAAUCGAUUGCCCGUUGAUCGCUCACCCAAAACUAGACCCAGUCACAGGUGAUUUGCACACCCUGAAUUACAACGUUCUAAAGAAACCUUACUUGAAAUACUUCAGGUUCGAUAAAUUUGGAAGGAAGUCACGUGACUUGCGGGUGGACAUCGACCAGGCAACAAUGAUUCACGACUUUGCCAUAACCGAGAAUUUCGUAGUAAUCCCGGAUCACCAAAUGGUAUUCAAGUUAUCCGAAAUGAUUCAGGGCGGAUCACCCGUUGUAUACAACAAAAACAAGACAUCCCGAUUCGGUGUCUUGCAACAAAACGAUGUUGUCGGGUCGGGGAUCCAAUGGAUCAACGUACGGAAUUGCUUCUGUUUCCAUUUAUGGAAUGCAUGGGAAGAAAUAUCCGACACCGGUGAUAAAAUCAUAGUAGUAAUCGGGUCCUGCAUGAACCCGCCCGAUUCCAUUUUCAACGAAUCAAAAGACACGUUCCGAAGUGAACUAUCCGAAUUCCGAAUGAACUUAAGAACAAGACAGUCAACACAAAGGGUAAUUGUACCAGGAAUGAACCUGGAAGCGGGUCAAGUGAACGGACAAUACCUGGGUCAAAAGACCCGGUUCGUGUAUUUGGCAAUAGCGGAUCCAUGGCCAAAGUGUUCGGGCAUAGCAAAAGUAGAUUUGCAGACAGGUAAAGUCACCAAGUUCAUGUACGGAACAUGGCGUUAUGGGGGUGAACCAUUUUUUGUGCCCGAAAAAAAACAAACGUGUAACAGAAACGGUAAUGAAGAUGAAGGAUAUAUAAUGGGAUUCGUGAGAGAUGAGAAGAAGGAAAUGUCGGAGAUGGUGAUAGUGCAAGGUUCGAGCAUGGAACAAGUGGCUGCUAUAAGUUUGCCUAGUAGGGUUCCUUAUGGGUUCCAUGGCACCUUUAUUAGUCAAGAAGAGCUACGUCGUCAAGUCAUCUGAAAAUAUAUAUACCUUUCCUUUGGCUUGUUCUAUUUCUGUAUUAUGCGUAUUGCAUAGUCAAAAUAUAGAAGCUCGUAGGGUUUUCUUCUUAGUUUCUAUUUAUAUAUAAUAUGCGUUGGAAAAUAAGUUACUCCAAAACAAAUUUGUUAGCAUGACUGGAAAAUAUAUAAGAAAUUAAGAAAUUAAAAAUUUAUUUUUUGGUGGUAAA